Molecule: messenger RNA, 2473 nt
Organism: Pan troglodytes (chimpanzee)
Lineage: Eukaryota; Metazoa; Chordata; Mammalia; Primates; Hominidae
Gene: TAPBPL
Product: TAP binding protein like
Exons: 7
Coding region: 1298-2332 (344 amino acids)
Source: RefSeq, a predicted model, not a curated record
ACACUUCCUGCUGCGAAAGACCCACAUGCUACAAGACGGGCAAAAUAAAGUGACAGAUGACCACCCUGCAGCUCUCCAGCUUCCUCUCUGAAAUUCCAGUCCCAAAAUCCAGUUUCCUGGCCGCCUCCUGGCUCAGGUCAGGAUCUGGCAGAGGAGGUUUCUCGGCCGGUUAUGUUGGGGCCUGCUCAAGGGCGGGGGUGAGAAAGGUCCCCAGGCUACUGUGGAUCCUGUGUCUGACUUCAGAUCCCCUUUUCCCACAGUUAUAGCUCCACUUUUUGGGGACAGGUGGGGAGCAAAAGGGUGCAGAGGUCAGGUCUCGAAAUCACCAGGGGAUUUCCGGGUGAGGUGGGUGGUGAGAAAGGAAACAGCAAGCAGGGCUCUGGCAGCUGCUGCAGACGGCUUCACACAGGGACGCGGGCUGCCAUCUUGCUCUAAGUGAAAGUGAAAGAAAAGUCGGCAGCAGAGGGAACAGGGAAGAAACCUAAAGGCCGCAGGCUGCCAGGUGUGCUUGGAGAGCCCCCUUCUUCCGCCCGGCCUCGCAAGCAGCGUAGGACUGUGGAGAAGGGCGGUGGGCAAGGAGGGAACUCGAGAGCAGCCUCCAUGGGCACACAGGAGGGCUGGUGCCUGCUGCUCUGCCUGGCUCUAUCUGGAGCAGCAGAAACCAGUGAGUCUGGGAGUCGGGGAGAGCUGGCUGGGAGAAGAGCUACUGAAGCCCCAGGGUGCCACCCUCCCCGAGAUUCCAGAAGAGCAAAGGGGCCGGGGAUGACCCAAUCGCCUUCUAAGCCCAACAGGGGAAAGGCUCAGCGGCUGGCAAAGGAAGGAACCAAUAGUGUGUGUGGAGGGAGGGUGGGGACUCCACAGGGAAAAUGCUAAAGAGGGGCUGCCUCUGUGGCUGUGGUCAGGAGCCACUGUCCUACAGAGAGGGCACUGGCCUGGGAGCUGACACUUCAGAAGAGGAAAGGACUCCCCAGAGCCCCACCCAGCAGAGGGGCAGUGGCGGGCAGUGGACGUGGUCCUAGACUGCUUCCUGGCGAAGGACAGUGCGCACCGUGGAGCUCUCGCCAGCAGUGAGGACAGGGCAAGGGCCUCCCUUGUGCUGAAGCAGGUGCCAGUGCUGGACGAUGGCUCCCUGGAGGACUUCACCGAUUUCCAAGGGGGCACGCUGGCCCAAGAUGACCCACCUAUUAUCUUCGAGGCCUCAGUGGACCUGGUCCAGAUUCCCCAGGCCGAGGCCUUGCUCCAUGCUGACUGCAGUGGGAAGGAGGUGACCUGUGAGAUCUCCCGUUACUUUCUCCAGAUGACAGAGACCACUGUUAAGACAGCAGCUUGGUUCAUGGCCAACGUGCAGGUCUCUGGAGGGGGACCUAGCAUCUCCUUGGUGAUGAAGACUCCCAGGGUCGCCAAGAAUGAGGCUCUCUGGCACCCGACGCUGAACUUGCCCCUGAGCCCCCAGGGGACUGUGCGAACUGCAGUGGAGUUCCAGGUGAUGACACAGACCCAAUCCCUGAGCUUCCUGCUGGGGUCCUCAGCCUCCUUGGACUGUGGCUUCUCCAUGGCACCGGGCUUGGACCUCAUCAGUGUGGAGUGGCGACUGCAGCACAAGGGCAGGGGUCAGCUGGUGUACAGCUGGACAGCAGGGCAGGGGCAGGCUGUGCGGAAGGGCGCUAUCCUGGAGCCUGCGCAACUGGGCAUGGCCAGGGAUGCCUCCCUCACCUUGCCCGGCCUCACUAUACAGGACGAGGGGACCUACAUUUGCCAGAUCACCACCUCUCUGUACCGAGCUCAGCAGAUCAUCCAGCUCAACAUCCAAGCUUCCCCUAAAGUACGACUGAGCUUGGCAAACGAAGCUCUGCUGCCCACCCUCAUCUGCGACAUUGCUGGCUAUUACCCUCUGGAUGUGGUGGUGACAUGGACCCGAGAGGAGCUGGGUGGAUCCCCAGCCCAAGUCUCUGGUGCCUCCUUCUCCAGCCUCAGGCAAAGCGUGGCAGGCACCUACAGCAUCUCCUCCUCUCUCACCGCAGAACCUGGCUCUGCAGGUGCCACUUACACCUGCCAGGUCACACACAUCUCUCUGGAGGAGCCCCUUGGGGCCAGCACCCAGGUUGUCCCACCAGAGCGGAGAACAGCCUUGGGAGUCAUCUUUGCCAGCAGUCUCUUCCUUCUUGCACUGAUGUUCCUGGGGCUUCAGAGACGGCAAGCACCUACAGGACUUGGGCUGCUUCAGGCUGAACGCUGGGAAACCACUUCCUGUGCUGACACACAGAGCUCCCAUCUCCAUGAAGACCGCACAGCGCGUGUAAGCCAGCCCAGCUUACACGCUAAAGUGACGUGAGACUACUAGAAAGAAACGACACCCUUCCCCCCAAGCCCCCCCCAGCUACUCCAACCCAAACAACAACCAAGCCAGUUUAAUGGUAGGAAUUUGUAUUUUUUGCCUUUGUUCAGAAUACAUGACAUUGGUAAAUAUGCCACA